Lobosporangium transversale is the source of this 2194-nucleotide messenger RNA. RefSeq lists its product as hypothetical. The coding region runs from base 288 to 2030 and encodes 580 amino acids. The record is from RefSeq and is a predicted model, not a curated record. The transcript has 3 exons. Lineage: Eukaryota; Fungi; Mortierellomycota; Mortierellomycetes; Mortierellales; Mortierellaceae.
ACUCCAUCUUCGGCUAUCAUUUGUCAGGCUUCUCCUUCUUCAAGGACAAUACUCUUUCCUCCUCUUCCUUCCUCUCUCCAUCUCCUUCCUCCUUUUCCUCGUCUGGUAACUCAGGAUCAUUCGUUGAUUCUAACCACCAGAUAUUCCUGCCUUCGCCACCCGCCCGUUUCUUCUUGAAAACACCAUCUGAAUGCUAUUUCCUCCAGUUCCCCAGCCCUAUUAAUUUACCCCUAUUCUCCUUACUCUGGCACUCCCCCUCCGCCAUAUAAAGUAUCAUCAUCAACACAAUGGUUUCAAAGAUGCAGAUCCAUCGACAAGUCUAUCUUGUCGUCAUCUGGCUUGCUUGUAUUACGAUUCUCAAUCAGUUCGUGCUCGCAGGUGCGCCUGAAAUUCAGCCCGGCGUGCCUAUGAAAUCUGCUCCUGUGCACCUGGUGCGCCGUUCGGACGCUGGUCGUCAACGAACAACGAUGAAGUUCAAGCCCAUGAACAGUAUCCAGCUCCGGUUCAUCGAGGCAGAUAAGAGCGAAUACUAUGAUGCGUGCCAUCACGUUGACAUGAAUGUUGAACUCAAGUCUGACGAUGGCAGUCGUACAAUCGAAGCCUUGAACCCAUUUGCAUUCCAGCAUGCUGUCAAAUCAAUCUCAUGUGCCAAUGCAUCUUCUCAGUUGGACAUUGAAUUGGAUCCUGUAUAUGCAAAACAAGUGCGUCGCUGGAACUUCUCACCUCGAAAUGUGUUCGGCAUUGUGAUCCCACACGACUUUGUGGAUCUCAAAAAAAACAAAGCUUGCUACACAGGCUUGGAUUCUACAGCAAAGAAAUGGAUUGAAGAAAAUCCUAUGGAAACUGUCGUUAAGUUGGUCAAGGAUCCAAGGUUCCUGGAUGCUAAGAGCCCCAAUACUGUCAGUUUUACCAUCGUCAAGACUGAUAUCUGGUCUCAGAUGAACCGUGUUCAAUCAGUCCAUAUAAAUCACCGACCUCUUGACACAAUGCUCUCUAAGGUUCUCUCCAAGCGCUCUACUGCUUAUGAGCAGGGCCCCAUGUGGGAUUUUGAACAUGAUUUGUCUUCAGGUACCAAGGCCGUUGAUGAACAUGUCACUGCUGAAAACGUUCAUGCUGACUUGGAUCGAAGCUCUGUAAAAGGAUAUGCUCAGGCGGAUAUGGCUUGGAAGCAGACAUGCAUCAAGGGCAUCUUCACAGGCAAGAUGCGCUGUGCUAACUGGGGUAUCUCAAAUUCGAAAAUCUCAGGCGUAACGGAAAUCAAGCAUCAGACACAGAUCACGGUCAAGAACAAACAGGAAGGAGUCAUGGCUGCUAGCGCUGAUGGCCCACCUCUAUUAACUCUUACCAACAUUAGCAUCACCACUCCUUCAUUUGACUUGAUGGCCCCUAUCCCUCUCCUUGGCUUUAGCGUUCCUGGCGUCUUCGAUAUGGGAGCCAAUGUUGGCCUUGGUGGAACUGUCUCCCUUGCUGUCAUUGUACAGGCUACUGAGGACCUUUUGGUUAACACUGGAAGUAGCACAAGUUGUCCAUGGAUCAUUGACUGGAAUGGCAGUUUCACAAAGAUCCCUACGAUCCAAUUUGGCACCUGCAGUAAACCAGAUACCCCCAAGUCUCUUAACAGACGCUCAAUUGACAAUCGUGCCUCUAUUAACGACGCUUUUUAUUUUGGCUCCGACCCGGCAACCGCAUCCAAGAGCAAUACAAGAUUGAAGCUGGCAGCAACAGAGGGCGGGUCCCGUGAGACAGCUGAAGUCAGAAUUGGCAUGACAGUCUCACCCUCAUUGACUAUGGGCCUCAAGGUCUUUGGUAUUUCUACACUCUCUGCCGGUAUUAAUGCACCCAUCAGGCUAGGAAUCCACACUUACUGGGAUACUGACAGCACUUCUACAUGUCCUGCUGACCAUGUUGCACUCUCUGCUGAAGGUGGAGCCUCUCUAAACCUUGUUGGAGGUUUCUUUGGGUUCAGCAAGUCCAUUCCUGUCGUACAAAGCCCAGCGCUAGAGACGCCUGCUGUCUGUAUCCCUCACUAAAUGAUAAUAAUAAUAAUGACAACCACGAUAAUGGCCACAAUAGCAUAAAUCCUCUCCCCAGUUUGGCACUCAUGCUGUGCAUGAUUUCUAAAGGAAGCUGGACGCAUCAUAUCUACGUGUACAGGAAAAACAUUUUACUUUUCGCCUCAAUCGCAUCAUGCCAC